This is a messenger RNA of Nicotiana attenuata, 1374 nucleotides long. RefSeq lists its product as uncharacterized. The record is from RefSeq and is a predicted model, not a curated record. Bases 1 to 1374 code for a protein of 457 amino acids. NCBI's taxonomy places the organism in Eukaryota, Viridiplantae, Streptophyta, Magnoliopsida, Solanales, Solanaceae. The transcript is spliced from 2 exons.
AUGGCGAGAGGAAGAGGUAGAGGAAGGGGAAGACCUCGGAAAUAUCCACUAGCAGCACUAGAAACACUAUUAACUGCAAAACGGCCAUUAAUGGAGAAAAUUCCACCAGCUUCAAUUCAAAAUCCAGCUCCGGGUUCAGCUCAAAGUUCCGAUCUUAGCAAAGGAGCAGUUGUAUGUACAAUUGGAGCAAGUUCAAGUCAAUCAAGUGUAGAUAAGAAGCUAGAUCUGACAAGUAACUCUCUUAUAGAAGUAGUAUCGGAAGGGAUGGAGAAGCAAACCAAUGGAACAGUAAUUACGCAGAAUCCAAUCGAGAUACAGAGUGACCUAACUAACAAAGAGGAUCCUCUAGUAGUGAAGAAGGACCAAAAAGACGAAGAUAAGGCCCCAUGGACAACGCUCUUCCAGAAGAACAGAUUUGCGUCUAAUGGUGAUGGACUAGGGUAUAAAGCAAUGCAAAGGUAUAUUAGUAUUCACUGGUCUCAUGUGCCUGAACCUGACCUGUUUUAUCAUGAGGAAGGUUACUAUAUAAUCAGAUUUAAAAAUAUAGAAGAUGCUCGUGAAAUUUUUUGUGUAGGACCUUACUCCAUAGCUAGUAAACCUAUCAUCCUAAAGCCAUGGACCCCGGAUUUUGACUUUACAGAGGAAUUUCCCACUUCUAUUCCUUUGUGGGCAAAGUUCCCUAAACUUCCUAUGUCAUGUUGGGGUAUGAGAUCUUUAAGCAGAAUAGCAAGUGUGAUUGGGAAACCUAUUUUUGCUGAUGAAUGCACAACAAAGCAGAAUAGAGUUUCAUAUGCUAGGAUGCUUAUUGAGGUUAAUGUUACUAAGGAACUGCCAAGUGAAGUGUGGGUGAUGGAACCAAAUGACAAAAAAUUCCUACAGAGUGUAUCUUUCAACUGGAAACCUGCUUACUGUGAGAAAUGCCUAGUAGUGGGACAUAGAUGCCAAGCUCAGAUCAAGACUGGUGUUCAAGGACCUCCUAAAAAGGGUAGAAUUACCCAAGAGUGGAGAACUAAAGUAUCAGCUCCUAAUGAAGAAAAACAGGAGAUCCAACAAGGCAAUAAUAUCAAGAUAGUAGAAACUCAACAGCCUAAGGAGAAGGUUCAACCAACAGGUGAUCAUAACAUUACAGGGAAGGGAGAUUCUGGUCUCAGGAUGGCUGACUUUCAGCAGACUAAGGAGAAGGCUCAACCAAUGGCUGAUCAUGAUAAUACAGGGAAGGAAGAUAGAGGGAAAUCAAUACAAAGUCCAGAGCUGAACAUUGUCAACUUUCCUCCACUAUCACCUAUUCCUGUCAAUAAUAGAUUUGAGCUUGUGUCUAAUAGCAAGUAUAAUAUUCCACCUAGUGAUAGAGGUGGAACAAGCUAUCAAAGAUGA